AUGGCAGAAUGCAUUAAGGAAGCUGCCAGAGAGGUUCUAGAGGUCUCGAAGGGUUACAAUGGUGGUCGUAAAGAGACUGGUGGUGGAAUGGAAAGGUCCAAAGAAAGGAGGGGAGAGGCUGUUCAGACUAGCCAAGGUGAGAGAGAGAGAGAGAGAAAGGCCCAUGAUUUGGACCAAGUGAAGUGCAUCAAGGAUGAAGAAGGUAGAGUAUUGUUGGAUGAGGCGCAUAUCUGUCGGAGAUGGAAGACUUACUUCCAUAGCCUCUUGAACAUGGAUGGGAACAGAGACAUUAUUCUUGAUGAUUUGGGAUCCUCCGAGAGUCGUUGUGACUUUGGGUAUUGCAGGCGGAUUAGAAUUGAAGAGGUUGUAGGGGCUCUGCGUAAGAUGACCAGGGGCAGAGUAACCGGGCCAGAUGAAAUCCCAGUGGAGUUUUGGAAGAGUGUAGGCAGGGAAGGCUUGGAGUGGCUUACUAGGUUAUUUAAUGUUAUUUUUAGGACGAAAAAGAUGCUCGAAGAGUGGAGAUGGAGCACGAUGGUUCCUUUGUAUAAGAAUAAGGUUGAUAUCAAAAAUUGCAACAACUAUCGGGGUAUUAAGCUGCUUAGUCAUACUAUGAAGGUGUGGGAGAGGGUGGUGGAGCUAAGGGUGAGGAGAAGGGUGUCUAUUUUCGAGAACUAG
Messenger RNA from Nicotiana attenuata, 675 nucleotides. RefSeq lists its product as uncharacterized. The record is from RefSeq and is a predicted model, not a curated record. The transcript has 2 exons. Lineage: Eukaryota; Viridiplantae; Streptophyta; Magnoliopsida; Solanales; Solanaceae. The coding region runs from base 1 to 675 and encodes 224 amino acids.